AUGGACAGCUCUUUUGGUUCCUUUUGCCAUUUGUGCAGUGAAUGUUGGGUGUCUGCAGCGCUACCUUCAGAUUCCCGCCUUCUCCUGAAAAACGCCGUGUUUGCUUUUCAGUUCAAAGAAGAGAUCUCCAGGCGGUUCAAAGCCAAACAGGAUCAGCUGGUUCUGAUCUUCGCUGGGAAGAUCCUGAAGGAUGGAGACACUCUGAAUCAACACGGGAUCAAAGAUGGGCUGACCGUGCAUUUGGUCAUUAAGACUCCACAGAAGGUCCAAGAUCCAACAUCUGCUGCUUCUGCCCCCGGUGCUGCUUCUGCCCCCACCACAACGUCCCCUUCUCCUGCUGCCCCGUCUCAGCCUUCCACAUCCAGCAGUGCCGCUCCGGACGCGGGGAGCGGCGGCCGGCGGAGCAGUGGGUCGGGGACUCUGGGAGGUCCUGGAGAUGGAGGCCCCAACAGUGCCACGUCAAUCCUUUCUGGCUUCGGUGGCAUCACUGGGCUGGGCAACCUGGGCAUGGGCUCUGCCAACUUCAUGGAGCUCCAGCAGCAGAUGCAGCGACAGCUGAUGUCCAACCCCGAGAUGCUCUCUCAGAUCAUGGAGAACCCCUUGGUGCAAAACAUGAUGUCGAACCCCGAUCUCAUGCGGCAGAUGAUCAUGGCCAACCCCCAGAUGCAGCAGCUGAUGGAGCGAAAUCCGGAGAUCAGCCACAUGCUGAACAACCCGGAGCUGAUGAGGCAGACAAUGGAGCUGGCUCGUAACCCCGCCAUGAUGCAGGAGAUGAUGAGGAACCAGGACCGUGCUUUGAGCAACCUCGAGAGCAUUCCAGGAGGGUACAACGCCCUGCGCCGCAUGUACACGGACAUCCAGGAGCCCAUGUUCAGCGCCGCCAGGGAGCAGUUUGGCAACAACCCCUUCUCUUCCUUGACGGGGAAUUCCGAGAGCUCCAGCUCUCAGCCUUUGCGGACAGAAAACAGAGAGCCGUUGCCGAACCCCUGGAGCCCCAGCCCCCCUGCUUCACAGAGCCAGGCGCCCAGCAGCGAAGGGAGCGCUGGCUCAGGAAGCACCCAGAGCACGCCGACCGUGUCCAACCCCUUUGGACUCAAUGCUGCUAGCUUUGGGGCAGGCAUGUUUAACAGCCCGGAGAUGCAAGGUCUCCUGCAGCAGAUUUCAGAGAAUCCUCAGCUGAUGCAGAACAUGAUCUCUGCCCCUUACAUGCGGAGCAUGAUGCAGACCCUCGCCCAGAACCCAGACUUUGCAGCACAGAUCAUGGUGAACGUUCCUCUCUUUGCUGGAAAUCCGCAGCUUCAAGAGCAGCUCCGCCUUCAGCUCCCAGUCUUCCUGCAGCAGAUGCAGAACCCAGACUCCCUGUCCAUCCUCACCAACCCCCGCGCCAUGCAGGCGCUCCUCCAGAUCCAGCAGGGACUCCAGACGCUGCAAACGGAGGCCCCAGGACUCGUGCCAAGCCUCGGCUCCUUUGGCAUGCCUCGAAUGCCCCCGUCCUCCACAGGAGGAAGCACAAUCCCGGAGAACCCCGUUCCCUCCGCUUCGACGCCGGCCAGUGCCUCUCCAGCCGGGGGUGGUAACCCCCAACAGCAGCUCAUGCAGCAGAUGAUCCAGCUGCUGGCCGGAGGAAGCUCUCAAGCGCAGAGUCCUGAAGUGCGAUUCCAACAGCAGCUGGAGCAGCUGAAUGCCAUGGGCUUCAUUAACCGUGAGGCCAACCUCCAGGCUCUCAUCGCCACGGGCGGGGACAUCAACGCAGCUAUUGAGAGACUGCUGGGCUCCCAGCCUUCCUAA
Molecule: messenger RNA, 1788 nt
Organism: Meleagris gallopavo (turkey)
Lineage: Eukaryota; Metazoa; Chordata; Aves; Galliformes; Phasianidae
Source: RefSeq, a predicted model, not a curated record